Cheilinus undulatus (humphead wrasse) is the source of this 2790-nucleotide messenger RNA. RefSeq lists its product as uncharacterized. Gene Ontology annotation, cellular component: plasma membrane. The transcript has 22 exons. Lineage: Eukaryota; Metazoa; Chordata; Actinopteri; Labriformes; Labridae. The record is from RefSeq and is a predicted model, not a curated record. Gene Ontology annotation, molecular function: metalloendopeptidase activity. Bases 83 to 2566 code for a protein of 827 amino acids. Gene Ontology annotation, biological process: proteolysis.
CACAAUCCUUGAAUUCAUUAAUAGCUAGCACACAUACCUUAUGGUGACUUAACCGACAAUUCUGGGUACUUUUACCAGGAUUAUGGAUCUACAGCACAUAUUAUUCGCGCUUUACUGUCUGUGUUACGUUCCUGGGAUUGACAACAAAGAUAUUUCCCAGGAGCUCCCAUUACAGCCGUCCAAAUACACCAUUGUAAAUCCUCAGCUGAUUCGCAGGUGGUCAAGGAGCAUUAACAGACACACACAGUCAGACACAGAAAAAGAUGGAGAUGAGACACUGUCAUAUGCACUUUAUAUAAACGACAGAAAGCACCUCCUUCAUUUGCAAAAAAACAGGGACUUUUUACACCCAAAAUUUGUUCAGUUUUCAAGUGAUGCUGCUGGUAACUACAAGUCAUCCUAUCCAAAGCAACAGGAGCAUUGCUAUUACCAUGGAGAGGUGGAGGGAUAUGAGGAUUCAAUGGUGGCACUCAGCACAUGUUCUGGCCUCAGGGGUGUGAUUGUUAUUGGAAAUGAAACAUUUGGCCUGGAGCCUGUGAAGCAGUCUGAAACAAAUGACCACCUUCUGUACCUUCUGAAGGAUGUUCAGACUGAGCCGGUAAAGUGCGGGGUCAUGAGCGAAGCCACAGCAACACAAAGCCAUGAACCAUUUGAGCCUGGCCAAUCGCUGACAAGUCUGCUGAGGAGAAAACGCAACUUGCCUCAGACCAGUUAUAUAGAGUUGGUGCUGGUUGUCGAUAAACAAAGGUAUGAUUUUAAGAAAGGAAAUGAGACCGCCAUACGAGAUGAAAUGGUGGAAUUAGCUAACCUUGUGGAUGGGUAUUAUAAGCAGCUGAAUAUCCGUGUGAUUCUGUUGGGCUUGGAGAUCUUCAAAGACAGCAAUCCCUUCAGUGUGGAGGGCAGUGCAGGAGAAGUGUUAGGCAAUUUUGUGAAGUGGAGGAGGGCAACUCUGUUACCAAGAUUAAGGCAUGAUAUCGGUCAACUUAUUGUUGGUCGACCCAGCGCAUAUCCUGGAGGUGUCCUAGGAAUGGCCUUUGUAGGGACUGUGUGCUCUGUAGCAACCUCUGGAGGAAUCAACGUGUUCUCAAAUGAAAAUGUGCCUCGUUUCUCCUCUGUGUUGGCACACGAGAUGGGCCAUAACUUGGGCAUGAAUCACGAUGACAAUCGCUGCACAUGUGACGGGAAUUCCUGCAUCAUGGGAGGCGGUGCUAGUGGGGCCACACAAUUCAGCACCUGCAGCGCACAGGACUUUGAAAAGCUGAUCAUCAAUGGAGGAGGUGGGUGUCUGAAAAACCAGCCCCACCCAUCGGAUGUGGUUGGUACUACUGAAUGUGGCAACGGCCGGCUGGACAAAGGAGAGCAGUGUGACUGUGGUAAACCAGAGGAAUGUGAAAAUGACUGCUGUGAUGCUGCCACCUGCAAGUUUACACCUGGGUCAGUCUGCUCUCAGGGACUCUGCUGUGACAGAUGUAAGAUCAGAGUAUCUGGAACUGUAUGCAGAGCAUCCGUUAACACCUGUGACCUUCCUGAAUUCUGUGACGGCGUGACCGAAUUCUGUCCUGAUGACUUCUACAUGAUGGACGGCCUGACUUGUCUUAACAAUGCUGCGUACUGCUAUGAAGGGAGAUGUCAAACAUACGACUACCAGUGCAGACAUCUCUUUGCACCAGAUCAAGCUAGAAAAGCUGCUGACAUUUGCUUCCAGCAUGCAAACAUGGAAGGGAAUAUGUUUGGAAAUUGUGGAGUCAACAACAGACAAGAGUAUAUCAAAUGCAGUCUUGCAAAUGCCAUGUGUGGAAAGUUGCAGUGCACUGAUGUGGACCUUAACAACCCACCUCCUGGUGCCCAGGCCAGUAUCGUGAUCAUUGAGGGGGAAAAGUGUGUUAAUGCACACUUUAACCUGGGCACGGAUGUGUUAGAUCCUGCCUAUGUUAACGCUGGCAGCCCAUGUGCGAAAGGAAAGACCUGCCUGGACUUUGAAUGUGUGAAUGCUUCCGCUCUGCUGCCCAACUUGGACUGUGAAGCGCGAACCACCUGCCAUGGCAAAGGGGUCUGUAAUGACAGAGGACACUGCCACUGUGACAAUGGGUGGGCACCACCAAACUGUGACAAAACAGGGCGAGGUGGAAGCAUAGACAGCGGCCCUGCUAUGAUAGACCACUCCCUUCGGAACGGCCUUUUGAUCUUCUUCCUGCUGGUGGUUCCUCUUCUGAUCCUCCUCAUUCUGCUGCUGCUUUACUUCUUCAGGAGGGAAUCCCUUGACCCAUGUCUAAAGAGACUCCCUAAGCCAGGUAAUGCUCACAAAGGAAAUUCACAUUCACAGCCAACCCAAGAUGUACCAAGGGCUGUCUCCAACCAGCCUCCACUACAGUCACAUCAUGAUGGGAACGGAUAUCCACCAUCUUCCAUGCCUCCAGUUCCUGGAUUUAAGUAUGGGGAACUGGAUUACUGGAAAGAAGAAGCCGGCCUUUCUCCUGCCCCCACUCCUGCUGCUGCAUACCCUCCAGCUCCUCGGCAGGGUCCAGGAGUACCAAAACCAAUCCCUGCAAAGCAUCCACCAAUGUAGUUCUACUCCAAUAUUAACAAUUGUAUUGUAAAUAUAUGCAGUAUUCUGCUUGACAAUGAAGUAAGAGACAAUUCUACAGCUGUGAUUGUAAGACUCACUGUCACUUGAUGCUGAAGUUUUAUGUGGUCAACUCUGAAAUGGUGGUGGAUAAGGUGGAGUUAUUUGUGUAUUUAUGUAUUUUUAAAAGAAAAUCACCAAUCUUCAUUGCUAUGUGUAAUUUUUUU